Protopterus annectens (West African lungfish) is the source of this 1213-nucleotide messenger RNA. It is a transcript of the gene ECHDC1, whose product is annotated as ethylmalonyl-CoA decarboxylase 1. The record is from RefSeq and is a predicted model, not a curated record. Gene Ontology annotation, molecular function: enoyl-CoA hydratase activity. Gene Ontology annotation, biological process: fatty acid beta-oxidation. Lineage: Eukaryota; Metazoa; Chordata; Ceratodontiformes; Protopteridae. Gene Ontology annotation, cellular component: cytosol. Bases 111 to 1028 code for a protein of 305 amino acids. The transcript has 6 exons.
CCAGCGAGUCGAGAACGUUAAAAGGUCAUCUAAGCUUUUAUUCAUUUCCGCAUGAAGAGGCGGGACGUAAGGGGGAGUUGUACAGCUUGUAAAUCAGCUGUUGUUUUGAAAUGGCAGCUUAUGUUCGUAAGAGCUUACUGCAGUCGACUUGGAGAAGAUUACUACAACAGAAGCAUAGGUUGGUGUACACUGCUUCCCAAGAAUUUAACGAAAAUGAGAUUACAGAAAAAUUGCAGCAGUUUCCAGGUGGAUCUAUUGACCUUAAGAAAGGGAAUGAUGGCAUUGCUUUUCUCACUGUCAACAAUCCUAGUAAGAUGAAUGCAUUCUCAGGUGCAAUGAUGGUACAACUGAAGGAUCAAGUAGAAGAGCUAGAAGGCUGGUCAGAGGGAAAAGGUCUUAUUCUCCAUGGAGCUGCAAACACUUUUUGCUCUGGAUCAGACUUAAAUUCUGUAAAAGCAAUUUCGAAUCCUCAGGAUGGAAUGGAGAUGUGUAUGUUUAUGCAGAAUGUUUUGACAAGGUUGAUGAGGCUACCUCUUAUCAGUGUGGCUGUAGUGCAAGGGAAGGCCCUAGGUGGAGGCGCAGAACUUACUACUGCUUGCGACUUCAGAUUACUGGCCUUAGGGAGUGAAAUACGAUUUGUCCAUAAACACAUGGGCGUAGUUCCAGGCUGGGGUGGAGCUGCCAGGCUUGUGCAGAUUGUUGGCAGUAGGACCACCCUGAAGUUACUCAGUACAGCUCAAAAAGUAGACCCCGAAAUUGGACUGAAACUGGGAUUAGCAGAUGCCAUCUUAACUUCAUUUGGGGAAGAAAGAAUUUUAAAUGAAGCUCGCAGCUGGUUAAGUCAGUACACCAAAGGACCACCAGAAAUAAUCAAAGCCAUUAAAAAGGUAGUUGUUUCUGGAAAAGAACUGCCAUUUGAAAGUGCUUUACAAACUGAGAAAGAUAUAUUUGGGACUGUUUGGGGAGGACCUGUCAAUCUGAAAGUAUUGGCCCAAGGAUCAAAACACAAAAAAAUAAGAAUCGAUUGAGGAUAGCUGGUGUUUUCUAUCAAUGAUUUUGUGUUUUCAGAAAGUAUUUUAAGUUACAGUAUAUACUGUUGAAUGUAAACUCAUUUUAUACACUUCAAAAUUAUAUUAACUUUCAAAGAAACAUGAAAUGCAUUUGAAGUUUCAAUGUCUUGAUGUGUCAGUGCAUUAAAUUUUUUCAAAAUGCA